GCUCGCUGUCCUUCUUUUACUCAUCUUCCUCGGGCGUGGCCCUGCUGUCUGACCAUAUCUGGGGUUACUCAGGUUUCCUUUCUUUCAUCUCCCACUUUCUUUAACGCGCUCGCACUGCUAGGUUGACUCCAGUGCGCGCUUGCUUUGCUUCAUUCCGGCUUCUUUUAGCAAACAAAGAAGAGAAAUAUCUCAUCCACCGGCAUUUGAAGACUUUGUUACGAUAGGAUCAUCAUAUAUUCUUAUAAACUCUUUCAUACUGUCUGGACUUCCAUGCUUGUUUUUUUCCUUGUCUGCCUGAGCGUGCAGAUCUGCGAGGUACUGUGGCGUUCAUAAUCUCAACUUCAAAGGUCACAGAAGGCUCGCCAGCCUCCCAACGACUUGCAAAAUGGUGCACGCACAUGCUCACCAAGACCAUGGGGCUCACCUGGAGGCACGCGGUGAUGGCGAUGUGACGGUGGUUUAUGUGACAAUGACUCCGGAUUUCGAUGGGCCGAUCGGAGGCUAUGUAACCGGGGACCAGACAUCCUCAACAUCUUCAAGUACCAAGCGCAAGACAGCGGGUGUCGGCGCUGCAGUUCAACAGACACGGUCCUCGUCAGAUGACACCGGAAGCGACAACAACCGCGGCAGCAGCGAUAACUACCGCGGAGACAGAUACCACUGCACUGGGGCUGCUGAGACGGAACAGACCACCCAGGCGUCAGAGACAGACCAAGAAACCGCAUCGCCGGCGAGAACUACUUUCCUGACCAGCACCUCGUCCGCAUCCUCUCUAGAAAACACCGACUUAGCAAAUACCGCCGUCUCUGCAUCCUCUGCCUCAUCUUCCGCGUCGGCAUCCCCAAGCGCGGUGGUUGGCUCCGAGGGGCUGUCUGGAGGCGCAAAGGCAGGAAUUGCGAUAGGCGUGCUCUUGGGACUUGGUGUGGUCGCCGGAGUGAUUUUCCUCCUGAUGCGCAAGAAGAAGCAGCAGCAGGAGAAAGAGACUUGCGGAGAUUGAAGCCGAGAAUGAGAAGUUCACCAUCCCAGAGGACACCGCGCCACCACCGCCUCCUCCAAAGCCCAUUCCAAAGGCUCCUUCUACUCCCCCUCAACUGAACAUCCGCCCCGUCACUCAGUUUGCGCCUUUUGCGUCGGACUUUGGCU
Molecule: messenger RNA, 1143 nt
Organism: Aspergillus heteromorphus CBS 117.55
Lineage: Eukaryota; Fungi; Ascomycota; Eurotiomycetes; Eurotiales; Aspergillaceae
Exons: 1
Coding region: 386-997 (203 amino acids)
Source: RefSeq, a predicted model, not a curated record